AUGGGCACCGCUCGCAUGGCGGCCCCGGUCGCUAUGCUCCUGCUGCUGCAUCACCUUGCGUGUGCAGUUGCUGCUGGGACCGAAGCCGAGGCAGCUGCACUGCUCGCAUUCAAGAUCGCCUCCGUGACCGCCGACCCAGGCGGCCGGCUCGUGAGCUGGGCAGAGGUCAACUCCACCUCUGGCACCAGCUCGCCGUGCAAGUGGACCGGUGUCUCGUGCACAGAUGGCCAUGUCCAUAUGCUCAAUCUCAGUGGCAUGUCCCUCGUCGGCUGCCUCCACCUCGACCCGUUGCUCGCUCUACCCGCACUCCGGACCAUCCUCCUCCGUGGCAAUGCCUUCCAUGGCAACCUCACGAAUGGCGCCUCACAGCGACAGACAUCGCCACCAUGCAUGCUCAUGGACGUGGACCUGUCAUCGAAUGCCUUCAACGGAACGCUGCCGCAGGCGUUCCUGGAGUCCUGCAGCAACCUGCAGCUGCUGAACUUGUCCAGGAACACCCUUACCGGUGGGGGUUUUCCAUUCCCACCAUCGCUGCAGACGCUUGACAUGUCCAGGAACAAGCUGUCAGAUGCCGGAUUGCUGAACUACUCCCUGGCUGCCUGCCAUGGUAUUCAGUUCCUCAACCUCUCAGCCAACCAGCUCAUGGGAGGCCUCCUAGAGUUUGCGCGGUGCAGCCAGGUUUCUGUUCUUGACUUGUCAGGGAACCUCAUGUCUGGUGCCCUCCCUGGAAGGCUUUUGGUGACGGCGCCAACCAAUCUCACACACUUGAGCAUUGCUGGUAACAACAUCUCCGGGGACAUCUCCAAGUAUGAGUUUGGUGGCUGCCCAAAUCUCAGGGUGCUCGAUUGGUCAUACAACAGACUGAGUGCCAUGGGGUUGCCACCAAGUCUUGCCAAUUGCCGUCGCCUGAAGACAAUUGACAUGUCUGGGAACAAGCUUUUGUCAGGUUCAAUACCAGAGUUCCUGGGGGGCUUCCAUGCUUUGCGCCGACUCGCGCUGGCUAGGAACAACUUCACUGCAGAAAUACCGGAUAAGCUGAGCCUCUUGUGCAGAAUCGGAAUGCUGGUUGAACUAGACUUAUCAAGCAACCAACUGAUUGGCAGUCUGCCAGCAAGCUUCUCAAGCUGCAGAUCACUUGAGGUGCUUGAUCUCGGCAGCAACCAACUCUUUGGUGACUUUGUGGUUACUGUCAUCAGCAAAAUGUCUUCUCUGCGUGUGCUGAGACUGCCAUUCAACAAUAUCAAUGGGACAAAUCCUCUGCCGGCACUAGCAGCUGGCUGCCCUUUGCUUGAAGUUAUUGAUCUUGGCUCUAAUCUGCUGGAAGGGGAGAUCAUGCCUGACUUGUGCUCAUCUUUACCAUCACUAAGAAAGCUGCUCCUCCCAGACAAUUAUUUCAGUGGAACUGUGCCACUGUCACUUGGCAACUGCAGCAAUCUGGAGUCACUGGACCUCAGCUUCAACCUUUUGGUUGGUCACAUUCCAUCUCAAGUAAUAUUGCUUCCUAAGCUUGCCGAUUUGGUCAUGUGGGCAAACAAUCUCUCUGGCGAAAUACCAGAUGUUGUAUGCUCCAAUAGCACAAGAUUGGAGACACUAGUGAUAAGUUACAACAACUUCACUGGAGUCCUCCCUCCAUCCAUUACAAGCUGCGUGAAUCUCAUAUGGUUGUCUCUUGCAGGCAACAGUCUUACUGGGAAUGUGCCCUCAGGCUUUGGCAACCUCCAGAAGCUUGCCAUUCUACAGCUGCAUAAAAUUUACUCUCUGGCCCAGUUCCAACAGAGCUUGUUAGCAGCACAGACAGGACUUGUCACUGGAGGUAUUCUUUCUGGGAAGCAGUUUGCAUACCUAAGGAAUGAGGCUGGCAACAUCUGCCCUGGUGCCGGAGUGCUGUUUGAGUUCUUUGACAUCCGUCCAGAGCGGCUGGCACAGUUCCCGGCUGUGCACUCAUGUGGCUCCACGAGGAUAUACACUGGGGUGAUAGCAUACACCUUCAAUAAAAGUGGAAGCAUGAUCGUCCUUGAUCUAUCAUACAACAGAUUUACAGGUACAAUUCCGGCAAGCUUGGGGAACAUGACAUAUCUUACUGUCCUUAACUUGGGACACAAUGACCUUACUGGCGCAAUUCCAGAUGCAUUCAUGGGGUUGAGGGCGAUUGGUGUAAUGGACCUCUCACAUAAUCACCUCACAGGUGGCAUCCCUGCUGGACUUGGGUCUUUAAGUUUCCUUGCAGACUUUGAUGUCUCUAACAACAACCUGACUGGUGAAAUCCCGAUAUCUGGGCAGCUCAUUACAUUCCCAGCAUCCCGCUUCGCAAACAACUCUGGCCUCUGUGGCAUCCUCUUGGAUCGUUGCAUGCCCAAUACCAGCCCUGGACUCAUGCCCCAGUAUUUUCCUGAUCAGAAGUCGCCUCUUGUCUUUCAAGCUGGGUUUGGUGAAGGCUUCGGAUUUGGCUUCGUUAUAGCUAUUGGUUUAGUGACCUUGCUCCAGUUCAAGUAUGAACAGUGUUCAUGUUCUAUGCCAAUGUGGUAA
Miscanthus lutarioriparius is the source of this 2526-nucleotide messenger RNA. NCBI's taxonomy places the organism in Eukaryota, Viridiplantae, Streptophyta, Magnoliopsida, Poales, Poaceae. The record is from the annotation of a GenBank genome assembly.